CGAUAAAAGGAAGAGACUUUUACCAAGAAUGAAAGCAGCCCGGGAACAAGGCAAGACUUCAUGGAUAUCCUAUGAUACCCUCUACAUCGACGGAAAACCAAUCAGAGACUAGGAAUUCGAUGGAGAUGAACUCAAAAUACUCUCUUGGAAUAUAAAUGGUUUAGACAAAACAAAGAGAGACAAUAUUGAACUUAUUAACAUUGUUCGUAAACAUGAUAUUAUUUUUUUGUUUGAAACAUUUGCACACAAAACUAGUGACAUAAAUUUAAAUGGAUAUGUAACGCAUAAUUUUUACAGGAAAUUUAAGCAUCGUAAUGCUAAAAGGCCCAGUGGAGGGGUUGCACUGUAUUAUAAAGAGACGAUAUCGGAUGGUAUUACAAUUGUUGAAAAUAGGUAUGACACUUUAAUUUGGAUAAAAUUAGACAAGAACU
Ruditapes philippinarum (Manila clam) is the source of this 431-nucleotide messenger RNA. RefSeq lists its product as uncharacterized. NCBI's taxonomy places the organism in Eukaryota, Metazoa, Mollusca, Bivalvia, Venerida, Veneridae. The record is from RefSeq and is a predicted model, not a curated record.